UCCCCGCCGCCGCCGGCAGCAGCAGCAGCAGCAUCGCCACCGCCAUGGGCCCGCGCCGCUCCGCCGCCUCCUCCCGCGGCCGCCUCCUCCUGCCGCUGCUGCUGCUCGGCGUCUCUGGUUUUUUCCAGUCCUAUGCAGUUGAAGUAGAUAUAAAGGAUGCUUCCAAUGCUACAUGCCUGUAUGCAAAUUGGAUGAUGAGGUUCUUGAUAACAUAUGAAUCAAACAAUGGUGAUUAUAAAACCACAACCCUGAAUUUGUCAUCCAGUGCGACACACAAUGGAAGCGUCUGUGGCAAUGACACACAGGCUGCCCUUGUGGCAGUGCAGUUUGGAGAAGGUCAUUCUUGGAGCAUUAACAUCACAAAAAACAAUGAAACUUACCAGGGAGACUUCAUGACGCUGACCUACAACACCAAUGACACAGCUGUAUUUCCUGAUGCUAAGAGAAAAGGACCAGUUACUAUUUUUAUAAAGGAUCCUGCAGGUCCAGUUCAGCUGAACACUGUCUUCGUGUGUCACAAUUCCUUCAUUAUUGAAGCAGAAAAUAUUACACAGAUUUUCUGGAAUGUUACUGUGCAGGCUUUUGUUCAGAAUGGCACAGUCAGUAAAAAAGAGACUAGAUGUCCUGCUGAUAGACCUACUUCUGCACCUACUGUUCCACCUACUAGUGCCAAUGCAACUACUCCACCUACCACUGCUGCACCCCCUGCUCCAACUCCUCCCAAGCCUGUGGAGAAUCCAGACACAGGAAACUAUUCUCUUAAAAGUGGAAAUAAAACGUGUUUCCUGGCAACUGUGGGGUUGCAACUGAAUGUUUCCCAAGACAAGCCUCUUCUGAUCAACAUCAAUCCAAAGACAACUGUCGCAGAUGGUGCUUGUGGUAACACAACAGCCACUCUGAAACUGAAUGAUGGAAAUAGCACACUGAUUGGUUUCACAUUUGCUGUUAAAAAUGCGAGUGCAAGUGUACAGAAAUUUUAUCUGAGGGAGGUGAAUGUUACUCUGCUCAACCGUCUGAAUGGCUCUGUCAUUUCAAGUGCAGAUAACAACAACUUAAGCAAGUGGGAUGCUUUCCUUGGUAGCUCUUACAUGUGCCGAAAAGAGCAGACCCUUCAGAUUAAUGAAAAUGUUCAAGUACAUACUUUUAAUCUAUGGAUUCAGCCAUUCCUUGUGGAGGCAAAUAAGUUUGCUACAGCUGAAGAAUGCCUUGCUGAUUCUGACCUGAACUUUCUUAUUCCCAUCGCAGUGGGCGUGGCGCUUGGAUUCCUUAUCAUUCUUGUCUUUAUCUCUUACAUCAUUGGAAGAAGAAAAAGUCGUACUGGCUAUCAGUCUGUAUAAUCUCUUCAUUCCAUCUCUGUUGCCCACCUUCCCUGUUCUUUUCCCUUUCCCAGAUUUCCUGGCCUGCUCCUUAAAAAAAAAAGAAAGAAAAACAAAUUAAUUCAAGGUUUCUUUGUUUAAAAAAGUUCAAAUCACUUCAUGGCAGAAUAACAAUAACUUCACGACAGAAUAACAUGCCAUGAAUCUGAAGAUGAGUUGCAGAAGCUACUGUAUGACUUUGGAUAAAGUAAGUGUUCUGAGGACCAGAGAAUUGAACACAGUUGGUGUGUCCCUGUGGGAAAUGUGAUUAUUUUUAGUAAAGAAGACAUCUACAAAACUUUCUGUUGUUUAAUCUUUUUGUACAAGAAAAUUUCUAGAUGCCUACAGCUUGUCUUGGUUAAUGCUACAGCUAAAACUAUAAUUAAAAGUGUGAAUGCUGUGUCAAAAGGGACUGUACAUGCAGUGGGAAAACGAAUACCCAGCUCUCAACAGACUUCUGUUGGGAGCUUGGCAUAUGGCUGUUCUUGUGAAUCAGCCUGAAUUUCCUAUUCCUUCUGAAUGUAAAAGUAGUACCUGAUCUCACUAAUAGCCUGACAUAAUAUGAGAAGAACAUCUGAUUCUUCUAGUGAAUUAAUCUCUUUAACAUCAUACAGAGAAGCUGACUGCUAAUGUAGGUUGAACAGCGUUGCACUACCCUGGUGUCUAAUUUGCCAAGAUAAGGUUCAGGUCUGGAGAACUUCAGCUACUCAGAAAAGGCAACAGUCUGCUGAAGGAAAUGUCUCCUGUGCUAUUUUGUUGAACUGCAUUUUCCUUUUGUUCUGAGCUCAAUUGUGAGAUGAGGGUGGGAGGCUGGAAUUUCACUGGCUGCAGUUUCUCUCAGCUUUGAUUCUGAACAUAAAAGAAACUACACAGCAUUGGUCCAUGUGAGGACCAAAAGUAUUUUGAGAGCACUCAGGCUGACUGAGAACACAGGUUGCUCAGAUCUUCCUGCAGUUCCUUUGGACAGCUUGCAUAGGUUAACAGAGCAUCACUGAAAAGCUGUGAUCUCUGAAAGGAAGUGGAGAUAUGAAAGCUUUCAGGUUUGAUAGAAUUAAUCUGCUUUUAACCUCCUCAUUAUUGCUGUCUCAGUGUAAGAGCACAAAAUUUCUAGCAUGAGGAAUGCUGAUCAUAAAGCAGGAAUGAAUAUAUGUGUAGUGAAGAAAGUGACUUCCAAAGGAAUAAGAGCAUCUUUCCUGUUUGAAGAUGC
Melozone crissalis (California towhee) is the source of this 2562-nucleotide messenger RNA. RefSeq names its product lysosomal associated membrane protein 2 (gene LAMP2). NCBI's taxonomy places the organism in Eukaryota, Metazoa, Chordata, Aves, Passeriformes, Passerellidae. The transcript has 9 exons. Gene Ontology annotation, cellular component: membrane. The record is from RefSeq and is a predicted model, not a curated record. Bases 45 to 1337 code for a protein of 430 amino acids.